Pyrenophora tritici-repentis Pt-1C-BFP is the source of this 1506-nucleotide messenger RNA. RefSeq names its product Herpes-BLLF1 domain containing protein. NCBI's taxonomy places the organism in Eukaryota, Fungi, Ascomycota, Dothideomycetes, Pleosporales, Pleosporaceae. The record is from RefSeq and is a predicted model, not a curated record. Gene Ontology annotation, cellular component: extracellular region.
AUGAAGUGGGCUACUCUAUCAACGGCUCUGCUGCCUCUGGUCGCGGCCCAUGGCUUUACCCAUCAGCAGUAUGCCUCUGGAGAUGUCAUGGAUCUCAUGAUGAAGGGCAAGGAGGCUGCCUGGGCCAAGGAGCGUGCUGCCGGCACCUACGACAACAAGAGGUGGAAUGGCUUCUCCAAGAAGCGCGUGAAUAAGAACAAGAUCGAGUGCAAGCAUGGUCGUGUCGAGGCUGUCAAGGGUGACGCCGACCAGACCUACAAGUGUAAGAAUAUCGACUUGUACGACUUCAAGACGCACGAGGAGCUCGGUGACGGUGUGGGUGAGGGCAGUGGUUCAUGGGGUUGGUCGCACAGGGGCCGUGACUUCAUUGCCAUCGGCCAGACCUAUGGCGCCUCUUUCUCCGAGGUUACCAAGGAUGGCCAACUCGAGUACCUCGGUCGUCUACCUGCCAACAACGACUCUGUCAUUUGGCGUGAAAUCAAGGUUGUCAAGGAUCACCUCAUUGUCGGCUCUGAAGGUGUUGGUCACCAUGUCCAAGUUUUCGACCUGAAGAAGCUGCUCGGUCUCUCCCCUAAGAAGCCGGUCACCUUCGACAUCAAGACGGACGUUGCUCUCGUCGACAUCAACCAGGGUAUCAAGGGGCGUACUCACACCGUCGUCACCAACCCAGAGUUGGGCUACGCCGUCGCUUGCGGUGCUGGUGGACGUCCCGGCCGUAACGACACCUGUGCUGGUGGACCCAUGUUCAUCAACAUGGACGACCCCACCAAGCCCUACGUUGAGGGCUGUGCUGGCCAGGACGGCUACACCCACGAUGCUCAGUGCAUCGUCUACCGCGGCCCCCACAAGAAGUACUACGGACGCGACAUCUGCUACGGCUACAACGAAGACACCUUGACCAUCUACGACGUCACCAACAAGAAGGGCAUGGGUAAUGCUGGUGCCAUCAUUUCCCGUACACCCUACGUCGGCGCUUCGUACACUCAUCAAGGAUGGGUUCUUGACCCCAUGUGGCAAACCCAUCUUGUUAUGGAUGACGAGCUCGACGAAGGCCAGAUCGACCCGAACAGGACAGCUCCGGGAAGUCCCGCAGCCGAUGGGUACGCGGUGACGUAUAUCUGGGAUAUCCAGAACCUCGAGAAGCCUGUUGUCAGCGGUUUAUACAAGACCACAGUCCGCUCCGUUGAUCACAACCAGUACGUCUACGACGGUCUCAGCUACCAGUCCAACUACCAGGCCGGUCUCCGUAUUCUCGAUGUCUCUUCGAUUCCCAAGUUCCCCGAUGGCAGCAAGGUCAAAGAGAUUGCCUACUUUGAUGUUUUCCCCACUGAUGACGUUAAGCCCGGCGGUGGUGAUGCGCUCUGGAACGGCGGUACCUGGUCAGCUUACACCUUCAACUCUGGAUACGUGGUUGUCAACACGAUUGACCGCGGUGUGUUUGUUGUCAAGCAGUCUGAUGUCAAGGGCCUGAAGAAGGGCGAGGGUCAGUACUGGAACAAGCACUAG